AUGAAUACGUUUCCUAACGCCGAGAAAUCGACCAAAACUUCGACAACACCAACAACUAUAACGAAAAGAGCACCUUUGACUAAAGCAUUCAUUACUCCGAAGGAAUUUGUCGACUUAGUUUCGGAGAAAUCGAAUAACCAAGAUGUUCCCAUACUCGAUUGUCGUUCACAAAUGGACUUCGGUUGUGAACGAAUACGUUCGUCACACAAUAUUAACUGUCGAACGAAAAUCAUGGCGAGAAAAUUAACUUCCAAACGUUUAGAAGAUGUAGAACCGAACUUAUCCUCCUCUUUACAUAACUCUGACAUCGUUAUUCUCUAUGAUCAAUCAACAGAUGUACCGGAAGAAGAUAAAAUGCGCUCUCUACCGAUGAAUCUUGUUGUUCAAGCUGCACAGAAAUCAAAUAAAAUAGUUCAAAUAAUUCAAGGUGGUUUAGAUGCAGUUAAAACUGAAUUUCCACAUUUGAUUGAAUGUGCACCGGAAGCACCGAAAUGUAAAACUGAUGACGAUCUACCUCCUUUACCAGCAAGUCCCGAUACAAUCGAUAAGGAAAAUAUUAUUAUUUUACGUAUUUCACUGACAUCGACACCAGGAGCUAGUUCGGCAACAUGUACACGAAAUUCGUUCGGUCGUUCACUACUAUUUUCACGGUCGGAGCGAGGCGAACGAGAGCGUCGCGAGGCAGAGGAUGAUGCGCUUCUUGAUCGUGGCAUUUCUUCCUCAGAAUAA
Molecule: messenger RNA, 729 nt
Organism: Adineta ricciae
Lineage: Eukaryota; Metazoa; Rotifera; Eurotatoria; Adinetida; Adinetidae
Source: the annotation of a GenBank genome assembly